Molecule: messenger RNA, 1272 nt
Organism: Lactuca saligna
Lineage: Eukaryota; Viridiplantae; Streptophyta; Magnoliopsida; Asterales; Asteraceae
Source: the annotation of a GenBank genome assembly
AUGGAAAUAGGAAAUAAGGUUUACCUAAAUAACAUUGACCAGAUAGAUGAAAAAUCGCAUAUCAAGGUUCGGGUGCUUAAAAUUUGGAACUUUGUCAGAAAUAAUAAAGUUUGUUCUAUUGAAAUGAUCAUCAUGGAUGAGGAGGGUACACAAUACCAAGCUCGUAUCUUCAAUCAGAAUUUCUCUAGAUUUCGUCAUCUUUUAAAGGAAGAUGAAAGUUAUAUAGUUAUAAAACCCAAUAUGGCUGCUGUUACUAAUGGUUUUAGUUAUACAGGUCUUGGUGAAGCUAAAAGUCAUUUUGAAGUAACGAAAUUGUUCAUAAAUUCUGACAUUUAUGAAAUAAAUGAGUUUAAAAAUAAGUUGAAAUGUCAUGACAAUUUCGGUAUAACUGAAAAAAGCAUAACUACACUUCAAAGCUACUCUUCUUCAUAUACAGAUGACUUUAAGGGCAAUUUUCCAUUAAAAACAAUCUGUGAGAUCACCGAACCAAUUAAGGAAAUGAAGUUUUUAUUAGUUGCUUCCAUUGUUAAUAUAAGGCAGAAUCUACCAUGGUAUUAUGAAGCAUGCAAAAAAUGUGGAAAAAAAAUUAUCCCUGUUCCCAAAACCAAUCAUUCGUAUACCAACCCUGAGGGAAUUUCAGAAACUAUGGUUGUCGAGUGUACAAAUGCACAAUGCAAAAAAUCUGAAUUUCAGUAUAUAAUUCCAAUUAACGUACAAGAUUGUACUGGAACCAUUGGAUUGACUCUUUUUGAUAGGGAAGCAAGGAGGUUGUUAAAUAUAAGUGCCUACGAGUUGAAAAAGAUACAUGAUGCGGCCGGAGACAGUGAUGCCCUAUUUCCAAUGCAACUUAACGUGUUGAAAAACCGCAAGUUUGGUUUUGUUGUAGAUAUUACAGAAUACAAUGUCAACAACUAUAAUAACAUCUACACAGUUCUCAGAGUUACAGAAGAUAUGUCCAUUGUUUGUGAAUUGGAAAGUAAAAUAGAACUUAUGAGUAUUCAAUCUGUCUCCUUAAAUCAAGUUGCUUUGGAAUCCGAUGAUGUUGUACAGCCUGUUCAAAAGGAUGUGAUCUCACAAACAGACGAAAGUUUUACACCCUCAACAGUUGAUAAGUCAACCGCAACAAGUCCUUGCAAAAUAUCAGGUGAUUUGAAGCGCAACCUCCAAGAAAUUUAUGAUGUUGAUUCUGGAUAUGAUUUAAGUUCAACUAAGGCUAAAAGAAAGUCAACCGCAGAGGAAACUCCACUCUUGAUUCCAAAAAUUGAAAAGUGA